UUUAUGACCCAAUUUUUCACAUGGUCUUUACAUUUAAGUCCCGAGACGAGUUGAUUUCCUCUUGCUCCCCUUCGGUUUUUGCAAACGCGCAAAUACAUUGUGUUGAAGGAAAAUCAAUAGAAUGUCACAAUACAAUUGGAAGCCGUGAGCUCAUUGUUCGUUUGCGGUGGUUGUUGAUUUCGAAUACAAUAGCGAGUGUUUGUUUGAGCUUGGCGAGUGGAAACAGAGUCACAACCAUAACAACAACAACAGUAGCAAAGAUGGAACGAGACCGAAGAAGGAUUAGCACUUUGUCAGCUUUCCGUGCCUGGCGAAUCCGUUUCAUCGUUCGAUGUUCCACAGUAGUUUUCCAUGUGGUGUGGUGUCAGUACGAAAGUUGAUUUCAAUUGUGACACAAUGAUUUCGAGAAUGUUCAGUAUUUAUCUGGUUCUGUGCUAUUUGCUAACAAUAUGUUUGUCUUGUCGACUGCUCGUGCCAUCGGAGCUUUUGAACGGUUGUGUAUUUGAUCCGAUGAUAAUUUCCGUUUCACACGCUGGAUUCUCGAUAAAUCGUGAUAAUUGCAAUUCGGUCAUCGCUAAGCAUGUUUUUGCCGAGCAACCGUUGGUGUAUUAUGGACGCGCCCGAUCGGACCGUACUUAUACCUUAAUGCUGAUUGAUCCAGAUUAUCCACACCAUGCUAACGGUCAAUUCUAUUUACAUUGGUUGGUUACGAACAUUCCAGGCGAGUUUUUGCGUCAAGGGUUAACCUAUGAUAUCGGCGAAUACAUUGUCGGCUAUCAGGCUCCUGAUCCACCUGUUUUUUCUGGACAACACAGAUAUAUGGUUUUCGUGUACGAGCAAUUGGAACACGAAAUUGAGGUACCGCAACCGGACGGACGGGCAAAAUUCGAUCCGAUAUCAUGGAUGGAGUCGUUUGGCGGUGAAGAUGUCAUUCGUGGCCCGAUCGCCUCCAUUGGCUUUAAAACCGAGUUCUAAUCUAAUCGCCGCAAUGGCAUUUUAUCGAAACGGAAAUUCAAUAUUAAUCAAGCAAUGAGAACUUGCAGAAAACCUCCACCUCAAUCGUAUCUUAGCAUAAAUUUUCAGUCGUACCUUUAAAAUGUCAAAGCAUCGGAUUGAAUGCGUUGUCUUUUGUUUUCUUCUUGGUUUUCAUUCGUUUCGUUUUUUUGUUCCAAGUUUUUUUCUUUGCAUUCCGCUGCAAUGGAGAUUAGAUGGAGCAACCCACGCGUACCGCACUUUGAAAGAGUAAAAACUCUUUAAUAUCUCAUACUUUGAAUAGCAAGAGACAAUAAGCGAGCACAAGACACACAAAUAAGUGUACGAACAAACAAACAGCGCUACGCUCGUCGUCGUCGUCGUAUCACAGUGUACCAAUCAUUUCUGCAUCAGUUUUCAUUAAGAUUCAAUUGAAAAUUCAGCAUGCAAUCGCAAAAUCUUUAAUCUCCCUUGAUAUAAUUAUCCAUGAUGAAAUUGUAGAGAUAGAGAGAGAGAGAGAGAGAGAGAGAGAGAGAGAGAGAGAGAGAGAGAGCUCAUUCACAACACCGUACACAACUCUCUCCUUUACUCUCCUGUUUUAGCCGUGUGCAAUAUGCGACGAGAGACCAAAUUAAUGUUGUCGUUCAUUUUUUCUCUCUCUUUCUCCUUGGAGUUCAUUUAUCAAAAACGAUGGUGUUGCAUCGAAAACCAUCUAGACUCCAUUCAUUGAAAGGCGAUACACAUAGCGAAUGCUCGUUGUUGUUUUUGUGUGCGUUCCAUUGAGAGACAAAAGCUACAACCUCACCAUAGUAACGGAGCGUGCGAUAUAAUCAUGUACGUUCGUUUCAAUUCCACAUAUGUCGAUACAUGCAUUUCGACGAUGAGCGUGCGCGUUCAUACCAAGCGCAAAAAUUCAUUCAUAAAAUUGGUUACACACAGUCAAUAGAAAAAAAGCUUCGUUCCAUGAGCUGUGCAAGAGUCUCUCGGGUGUCUUUGGCAAACACGAGCGAGUGAAACUCUGAAAAAUAACGAUGCAACACAAAAGAAGAAAAAAAACCAACAGCAUCAAACUCGAGAAAUUUAUGAAUGAAAACCUAUACCAAACCGAGAUGUGUGCGGCAUCGUACGACACCACGUCGUAUACUUUCAGCACGUAGUGUAUGAUGCAGUGUUCCGUUGAGCCAGAGAGAGAGAGACUAAUAAAUUUCAGUGUUCAUGUUUCAACGUAUAAACAUGAGAUGUGUGUAUUAUAGACACACGUACCCGUGCACGUCAAUCGAGGUAAAUUACCUCAAAUUAUUUGCAGCUGAUCGCUAGUUUUUAUAAAUUCGCGGCGGAAAAAAAUGUAACCGACAACCGACACACUCGAAAAUAGCGCACACACCACAUGAACUAUACACUUUUAUUAGACUGCCAAAAUAGGCAGCAGCACAAAAUGAAACACGUCGUCAUAAUCCCGCACGGAGAAGGUGAAAAAUGUAUAAUGGAAAUUGAUAGAGGGGAAAGGCUUUGAUUGUACAAUUAAAAGCACAAAAACUAUGCCAUUGUGAGCGCAAUUUUAUCGCAAAGUAUAUACACGUCGAAUGUAAAUGGCCACAAUUUGGUUAAAUUAUAAUUCCGUUGGAACACAUUUAUGUGACAUAUAACCAUCGACAACGUUCGGCCCGCUGGUGUGUAUGUGUAUGUUUGUGUGCGCAUUUUGCAUUCGAUUGCAUGCUAAUUUAUAUAUUUUUAUGAAAUUACGUCAUUCAUAUUUUUACCAAGCUCAUUUGGACUGCUCUUUUUUCUCUCUCUUAAGAGCGUACGACUUGCUAAGCACUAAGAUUAAUAUUGUAAUUGUUAUUAACAUAAAUUCUACUAAACUUGAAAAACCAUUAUAUUUUUCUCUUGAUGAAAAGACAUAUGCUAAACCAGGUAAACACACAAUGAAAUGAUUAACCAAAGAAUCCAUCAUACGUAGGCUUUUCGAUUUAUUUGUCUCUGCACUUUGUUUUACUCAAAAUAAAGUGUGUGCACACUGCACACACACACACACCGAGCGCAAUUUUCUUAAUUCCCAAGCUUUCAAACAACUCGAUUGAACGAUUAAUUUUUAAUUGAUCAGUUGAACCUCUUAAUCGAAACAAGUUUCUAGUUUGAGCUCAACCAAACCUAAAAAAUAGAUCUUUUUCUUCGGCAAAUUUCAUGCUAAUGGAAAGCAUUUCAGGAUAAGAGCGAAAAUAAAAAUAACUCAUGUAGAUCACAUUAAUUCCAAUGUAAAAUUCCAAAAUAAAGAGACCUUUUUACCAUUCUAGAAUUUGACCUAACGCAAUAAA
Molecule: messenger RNA, 3287 nt
Organism: Sitodiplosis mosellana (orange wheat blossom midge)
Lineage: Eukaryota; Metazoa; Arthropoda; Insecta; Diptera; Cecidomyiidae
Exons: 5
Coding region: 352-975 (207 amino acids)
Source: RefSeq, a predicted model, not a curated record